AUGCUGGGCCUUCCUGCCGCUGCCCCAGUCUUCCUGGGCCUCCAGAGGGUCAGGAUGCCAGGCUGGGCCUUCCCACUGCUGCGCAAGCCCUCCAGAGACCUCAAGGAGGCCACUGUGGUGGCAGGAAGAGGAGUGGACCGCAUCAAUGGAAUCCAUGCGCCCUGCUUGAUUAAAACGGAUCCACAACCGGAGUCGGGCCGCCUCGACGACGGGACCUUUCCGUUCUCCUCUCAGUGGUUUCCAGACCUGUCCGCCGCCGCAGGCCUUUGGGAUCGCGCGCCAAGCUGCGCCUCCCUUCGAGCCCUCCGUUUCCCACCGGGGGGGGGGGCGGCGGCGGCGGCGGCGGCUCGCCUCGCCUCGCCAACCGCGGCCGGCAGCCAAAAGCCGCUCCAGCCCCCCCUUUCCGCCCGCGGGGAGGCGGCUGCGAGGCGGAGCGGGGCGGGCGCGUCCUCCGAAGCCCUGCCGGCGCGGCGCAGCUGCCAAGCCAGCCAUGGGCCGGCGCGCCCCAGGCUCCGUCUCCAGGGCGGCCCGGCGAAGCCAGCGCGCCGCGCCCCUCCGCCCGCUCGCGCGCGGGGGCUGAGCCGGGCCGGCCUGCAGGCUGCGAGGCGGGCGCGCACCUGGAGCCUGCCCUGCGCCGAGCAAGGCGCCCCCCGCCUGCCCGCUUUCCUCCCCGGGCCGGAGCGCGACUUCCUCUUCCUCUCGGCCGCCGCAGACCCCGACGGCGCGGACCGGGCGGCGCGGCGCGGCUGCCUCCGGAGGUCAGCCCCGCGGGGGCAGGCGGCUGGCCGAGGCCGAGACAAAGGCUGGCCGGACUGGGCGGCCGCCCCGGCGCUCCGCGAGGAGGAGCUCACUGGAUUUUUCCCAGAGAAAAUGUCAGUUUUAACCAUGGAAACCCAGUGUCUCGAUGAGAGAGGGAGCUUUUUUAAGCUGAUUGACACAAUCGCAUCAGAAAUUGGAGAAUUGAAACAAGAAAUGGUACAGACGGAUCUGCUGCUGGAAGAUGGACACACCAGUAAACAAAGCUUGGAGAAAGACAUGAGCGAUGUGUGUCCGGAUCAGAAGGAUUUAAAAAGCUUCCCACGAGAUUCUGGAUACGACAGCCUCCCCAAUAAGCUCAGCAUCCUCGAUAAACUUCUUCACACGCACCCAGUUUGGUUACAACUUGGAUUGAAUGAUGCGGAAGCAAUGCAAGUCCUGCAGGCUCAGCCCCCGGGAACCUUCCUUGUUAGAAAGUCCACAAAAAUGCAGAAGAAGGUCUUAUCUCUACGUCUGCCAAGUGACUUUGGUUCAUGCCUCAAGGAAUUUGCAAUAAAAGAGAGCACAUAUACCUUUUCCUUGGAAGGAUCCGGAAUAAGUUUUGCCGAUUUAUUCAGGCUGAUUGCUUUCUACUGUAUUAGCAGGGACGUCUUGCCGUUCACUUUGAAGUUGCCAUAUGCUAUCACCACAGCAACGACGGAGGCUGAGCUUGAAGAGGUGGCUCAGCAGGGACUGAAUUUUUGGAGCUCUCCGGUUAACGACAGACUGCAGAAUCCUUCACCCCCUCGGAAGCCUCUGCCCUCAGACUGCAUUCAUAAAGGCUUUCAGCAGCUCUGCCUCAUAAAUGGGGUUCAUUCUAUAAGAACCAGAACGCCUUCAGAGCUGGAGUGCAGCCAGACCAACGGAGCCUUGUGUUUUAUUAAUCCUCUCUUCUUGAAAGUGCAUAGCCAGGAUGUUGGUGGAAAUCUGAAAAGGCUGUGCGUAAGGACUCAAGACGUGAAUGGCCUGGAGAGGUCUCGCUCUCCCCCACCCAGGCCUCCCCCACCUUCUAUUCAUAGCCUCCUAGCCAGCCCUCAGCUGUCCAGGACUGUAAACCAGGCAAGCUUGCCAGAAACUGAUGAUCACAACAAACACUGGAACUUGUAUCAGCUGCAGAAGAAACCAACCCCGAUCCCGCCACCUCGCCUUAAGAAGAAGGCACUUUCUUUAGAAGCAGAGAGCAGUGCAAAGAAUUCAGGAGGAACUCGACCAAGCUGUAACUCGGUGCAUGGGCCAGAAACUGCGAGCAUUCCAGGUGGAGCCCCGCCUCAGCAAAAUUUAGCAGACAGCAAAAAGAGUUUGGUUGCACACUCUGAGUCACAAGUGCUGUUCAAUGGAGGGAGGCAGCGACUAAGCGACAUGAGUCUUUCCACCUCCUCCUCUGACUCGCUGGAUUUUGACCGGAGCAUGCCACUCUUUGCCUACGAUGGAGAUACAAACAGCAGUCUGGAAGAGUACGAAGGCGAGAGCGACCAGGAGUGCAUGGCGCCACCCUUGAAGCCCAAGAAGAAAAGGAACAGCUCGUUUGUGCUCCCCAAAAUUGUGAAAUCCCAGCUGCGGAAAGUGAGUGGAGUGUUCAGCUCCUUCAUGACCCCCGAAAAGAGAAUGAUAAAGAGAAUAGCAGAGAUGUCUCGAGACAAGCGCACCUAUUUUGGGUGCCUGGUGCAAGACUAUGUGAGCUUUUUGCAAGAGAACAAGGAGUGCCACGUUUCCAGCACGGACAUGCUUCAGACGAUCCGGCAGUUUAUGACUCAAGUCAAGAGCUACUUGUCCCAGAGCUCUGAACUGGAUCCUCCCAUUGAAUCGCUGAUUCCAGAAGACCAAAUAGAUGUGGUGUUGGAGAAGGCCAUGCACAAAAGCAUUCUGAAGCCCCUCAAGGGCCACGUUGAGGCAAUGCUGAAAGAGUUCCACGUGGCUGAUGGCUCCUGGAAGCAGCUGAAAGAGAACCUUCAGCUGGUCCGGCAGAGGAACCCUCAGGAGCUGGGCGUGUUUGUCCCCACACCAGACUUUGUGGACGUCGAGAAGAUUAAAGUCAAAUUCAUGACCAUGCAGAAAAUGUACUCGCCUGAAAAGAAAGUGAUGCUGUUGCUCAGAGUCUGCAAGCUGAUUUACACUGUGAUGGAGAACAAUUCAGGGAGAAUGUACGGAGCCGAUGACUUUUUGCCAGUGCUGACCUAUGUCAUAGCUCAGUGUGACAUGCUGGAGCUGGAUGCUGAGAUAGAGUACAUGAUGGAGCUGCUGGACCCCUCCUUGCUGCACGGAGAAGGGGGGUACUACUUGACAAGUGCUUAUGGAGCCCUUUCUUUAAUUAAGAACUUCCAAGAAGAACAAGCAGCCCGCCUGUUGUGUUCAGAAACCCGAAAUACCCUCCGGCAAUGGCACAAGCGGAGGACAACCAACAGAACAAUUCCGUCUGUGGAUGACUUUCAGAACUAUCUUCGAGUUGCAUUCCAGGAAGUAAACAGUGGCUGCACAGGGAAGACCCUGCUAGUAAGACCAUAUAUUACUACAGAGGAUGUGUGUCGGCUCUGUGCAGAGAAGUUCAGAGUGGACAAUCCUGACGACUACAGCCUCUUCCUUUUCGUUGAUGACACCUGGCAGCAACUGACUGAAGACACCUUUCCUCAGAAAAUUAAAGCUGAACUCCACAGUCGCCCGCAGCCCCAGGUCUUCCAUUUUGUCUAUAAGCGCAUCGACAGUGACCCAUACGGGGCUGUUUUUCAGAACGACAGCCACGAUCGCGUGUCAUAAAGCAGAUACUUUUCGUUGUGUCAAGUUGCUGGAGAUGUCUGCUUCACAACGGAGUUAUUUUUGUCAGUGUGGGAUCUGCAGGGCUGUAAACCACGCACUGAGUCAAUAGCAGCCACUCUCUGUGACUGCUGAUGAUAUGUAGAACAUAGGCAGGCUCAUAGUGCCACGGUGUAGAACCCACGGAGCCUCGUUUUCUCAGUCACAGACCUUUUCAAAUAUACUGCACUAUGUCCAUUUGCAGGUCUUUACUGCAUUUUAUUCUUACUCUCAAUCCAAGCACAAUUUUUCAGUUAAAUACAAUGAUAGGCCAGACCUUUUGGUAUGCCAGCUGAUUUGCCGUCAGUUUCACCAGUGUACAUAUGCAAUACUGUCCGAUGCGGGGCAUCAGUUGAUUCUAUAUGGAUGGUAACGGCCUUCUCUAAAAUAGUUUUUUUAUUAUUAUUAUUUUACUGAAGGUGACUUGUCUUUAUAUAUUUCACAGAAAUUUUAUAGCAGUUGCAGGUAAACUGUCUUGGUUCUUAAAAUAUUUUUAAAGUAUAAAAAUCUAUAAUUAUGCAUGUGAUUUUUUUUUUAACAUUUAAUAUACAAAAUAAAUCUCUUGCUGGUUUUAGAGUAUUACAUUGAAAUUUCUGUGGGGCUGGGUUUUUUUAUUUGCUUACCCAUUUAUUGGGUUUUUAAAAAUAUCAAACUUCUGUUUUUAAAAACUGAUUUUGUAAAAGCCAUUUGUAUUUUGGACGUUGGCUGCCCAAAGCCUUUGACAAACCUGAUGCACCAUGUAUAUGGACUAUCUAUUGCAAUUGUGUAUGAACCGAUGGAGGGAGAGAUGAAGGAUUUGAAAGAAUCGAGAGAGGGAGAUGAUGCAAAGAACCUGUUUAGGGAUUAAAAUGUAUUGUAGUUAUAUUCACAAUCACAGCAGUGUAGCUGCACCUUAAUAUGUAUUAACUAUCCUUUUACACAGAACUGGGGUCAAAGCUUAGAGGGCUUUCCCUUCUUGUGGUUCACUGUGUGUUUGUGUGAGUGGAAUGCUGAUUUUUCUUCCUCGUUUAACAUUUUUGAGGAGAGAAACUGGAUCACAAUUGCUCCCAAUUUAAAGAAAGUGAUCUCUUGAAGGUACCUCUGGUCUGCUGGUUCAGGCUGCUUGCAGAAUGUGCAUGAAGGAGGUUGUGAAGGAACUUUUGAUGUUUGUUAUCGUAGGUGUGCAAAUUGAUUUGACACGUGUAUUGUGAACAACAGAAAACAAAUGAGUGUGUUCGUGAAUGCAUUUGAUGGUGGCUAAAAAGAUAGUGAUUUUUUUCCAGUAGGUAUUGAAAUACUAAUCGUAAAGUGUGUUUUCAUCUAAAGACACAUGAAAACCAAAGGGUUAAACUGCAGUCCUACGUACCCUUGCCUGGGGGUAGAGCCCACUUGAGGAUGACUUCCCUGUGAAUAAGCAAAGGCCAUAGGAACCUGAACAUGCACUUUAGACAGUGCACUGAAUACCCAAUAGCUUUUGGAUGUGAACUUCAUGAAUGCUGGACAGUUCAGAAUCCCAGAAAGCCGAAACAUGAUUGUCAUCCCAUGAUGUGGACAAAGCCUCAAAUAUGGUGACUGCUUGGAAUUUUGGGUGUGACUUCAGAUGAGAUCUUCUCAAAAAGUCCAUCAAUUCAUCCCAGCCUGUAGUGUGUAAUUGUGGCAGUUCACUGGCACCUAGGGGAAAGGAAAUACAAAUCUUAGAUGAGGCAGGAGGAAUUCUUCUUGUCACUAGCAGAUCACCGAACCACUGGAUCCCACUAGAUAAAUCGGUCAGUCUAGACAGCUGAAUAGCACUAUCUUGGUAGAAUCCAGGGCUUUUUUUCAGGUGGAACGGUGUUCUGGAACCUCUUGAAAAUGGUCACAUGGCUGGUGGCCCCGCCCCCUGAUCUCCAGACAGAGGGGAGUUUAUAUUGCCCUCCGUGCUGCUCGGAUCAGGGGGCCUGAUCCGAGCAGCAGAUCUUAAUCUUAAUUUUGGUUAAUCCUCUUAUUGAGACCUAGAAUUUUCAAGAACCCUGUCAAGCUGGAUAGUUCUAGUGUCUUCCAAACCAUAUGAAUGCUCUUGUAUGCUGAGUUCUUGGGUGGCUGUAGCUUAACACACUAACACAGGGGUCCCCAGUCUCUUUUAGCCUGUGGGAGCCUUUGGAAUUCUGGCACAGGGUAGCGGGCACAACUACAAAAUGGCCACCUGAGGAGAUGGAGCCGAGCACAAAAUGGCUGCUACAAGAGGCAGAGCCAACUGCAAAAUGGCAGGGAGUGUGGCCAUGUAUAACUCUAAUAGGGAGAAUUUCUUCAACAUUUAAGGCAGAAGCUCUUUUUAACAGAAUGACUUUUAAAAUGAACUUAUGGUUUAAAAUGUUUUCUUGCAGUCAUACAGCGUACUUUCAGCCAAGAUCCUUGUGCUGUGGUUGCAGCUGCUGCUGAAGCAACUUUAAAAAAAAAUCUGUACAGCCAAUCAGAUCUCUAAUGGUCAAUCAGAACAAAGCCCUGUGGGGCAAAAGCCCCCCUGGCCCUGCCUACGUUCUAAAAACUCUUACCGGGCACUAGGAAAGGUGUCAGCGGGCACCAUGGCGCCUGUAGGAACCAUGUUGGGGACCUCUACACUAAUAUUACAAAGAAGACUGGUAUCUGGCUCUGGAAGCAAGUUCUGUAUGUAAAAAUGUGUAUGUGUUAUGUUGAUUUGCCACACAUCUGCCACUUUUUAUGUUGUAUUGCAUUUUGUAAAGGAUAAAGAGGUAGUUUUGUACAUAA
Messenger RNA from Eublepharis macularius, 6306 nucleotides. RefSeq names its product Ras and Rab interactor 2 (gene RIN2). Gene Ontology annotation, molecular function: guanyl-nucleotide exchange factor activity; small GTPase binding. The transcript is spliced from 13 exons. Gene Ontology annotation, biological process: vesicle-mediated transport; signal transduction. The coding region runs from base 1 to 3546 and encodes 1181 amino acids. Lineage: Eukaryota; Metazoa; Chordata; Lepidosauria; Squamata; Eublepharidae. The record is from RefSeq and is a predicted model, not a curated record. Gene Ontology annotation, cellular component: cytosol; endocytic vesicle.